This is a messenger RNA of Pseudovirgaria hyperparasitica, 1031 nucleotides long. RefSeq lists its product as uncharacterized. The transcript has a single exon. The coding region runs from base 431 to 619 and encodes 62 amino acids. The record is from RefSeq and is a predicted model, not a curated record. NCBI's taxonomy places the organism in Eukaryota, Fungi, Ascomycota, Dothideomycetes, Acrospermales, Acrospermaceae.
GUCUCUGUCUCUGUUCAAGUCACCCCCCCUGCCCCCAACUCCACAGGUCAGUGGGCCCCUAAACCGAGCAUGCCAGACGCAGAAACAGCCGGAAAUCCUGAUUCGCUAUUGGGUGAUUGAUUGAUUGAUUGAUUGAUAGGUGAUAUACCACAUACGAAGUAUCAACAGAGCGUGCACCGCACUGCACGAUAGCAUAGCGGGUACGUACCCGUGGCGCGAAACGCGUACCAUACACCAUACGUAAUACUCAGUGGGGUGGAGAACUGACGUGUGGGUGAGUGAGUGCAGUAGACAGUGACAUUUUCCAGCAGAUCCUAUCCAGGAGGUAAUUAAUCAAACCACACACCUCCUUCCUCUCUCUCUCGCCACUGAAGGAUUAGGUUCUUUGUGAGAAGUCGCACGUGCGUGUCUGGUGCUACUUGCGUGUUCUAUGGGUAUGUACAUGUACGUUACAUGCGUGUAUAUGGGAAUGUAUGUAUGUACGUGUACACUUGUACAUUGUGAUUACAAGCAGUUCUCAGGGUUCAAUCCAGCACGUCGGGACGCGCGUAUGCAAGACAGAAGGGGGGGGGGUCCCAGCGUAGCCGCUAGACUGUAUUGGGCGAGAUACGCGGCUUGAGGGUCCAGACUGGGUGAGUGAUGGGAGGACGUGUCACGUGGUGGACCCUUUGGGGAUUGGUAUUGCUGCCUGAGGUUGUGGGCGGGUUUGCGCGUCGGUUUCGAGUGGUUCUCGUAUCAUCGUAUUUGGAUUACUUACGCUUGGUGGAUUGCAGGAGGUGUUAGAGUCGAGGUGAUUACUGGGUGUAUGUUCCGUCACUGUCACUGUCAACGUCGAGAUCAAACGUCUACGGUGCGGGUGCACUCUGCGACAUGGCAGAUGGGAUGGGCUCAUCAGCAUAUGUUAAAUUUCCACAGCUUCUUGUUCUGUCCGGAAUGGAACAGUGUCUUUCUUGCGCUUGGGUAGAUGGAUGGAUGGUUCAAGGGCUAUCCUGGAUGGAGAGGAGAGUGCUUGCGAAAGGCGAUACGCAGAG